Haemorhous mexicanus (house finch) is the source of this 1466-nucleotide messenger RNA. It is a transcript of the gene TRAPPC3L, whose product is annotated as trafficking protein particle complex subunit 3L. Gene Ontology annotation, biological process: endoplasmic reticulum to Golgi vesicle-mediated transport; intra-Golgi vesicle-mediated transport. NCBI's taxonomy places the organism in Eukaryota, Metazoa, Chordata, Aves, Passeriformes, Fringillidae. Gene Ontology annotation, cellular component: cytosol; TRAPP complex; cis-Golgi network membrane. Bases 1 to 732 code for a protein of 243 amino acids. The transcript is spliced from 6 exons. The record is from RefSeq and is a predicted model, not a curated record.
AUGUCUCGGUCACCAGGAAGAAAGCAGGAGAACCACAAAAUAUACUCAAAGGAUAGGGAUAAGAUCGGUGGUACAAAAGCAGAGCUGCUGGCAGCAUUUAUGGCUGCUACUCCUGAGAUUCUGCUGAGAUUCUCUACAGGCUUGGGAAUGAGGGGCACAAAAUUUCUGAGACUGCAAGCUGUUCAGAAACAGAAGUCUAAGUGCUUUGGUCUAAGAUACAAAUGCCAGAGCAGAGAACUUUUUGUACUCACAUAUGGGGCCUUGGUAGCCCAGCUGUGCAAGGAGUAUGAAAAAGAUGAAGAUGUCAAUGCCUGUUUAGAUAGAAUGGGAUACAGCAUCGGCAUAAGGCUCAUUGAUGACUUCUUGGCUCAUUCAGCUGUGAGAAAGUGCCGUAGUUACUCUGAAACAGCAGACAUGAUUGCACAGGUUGCUUUCAAGAUGUACCUUGGGGUCACCGCUAGUGUGAGCUGCAAUAGUGUCACAGGGAAUGAAUUCUCCUUAAUCCUCGACAAAAACCCACUGGUGGACUUUGUGGAGGAGCUGCCAGCGGAACGAGCGUCACUUUGCUAUUGUAACCUCCUCUGUGGGGUGAUUCGAGGUGCCUUGGAAAUGGUUAACUUAGCAGCAGAAGUUUCCUUCCUCCAGGACAGGCUGAAGGGCGAUGCUGUGACAGAAAUAGGAAUUACGUUUUUAAGGAAGCCUGAAGACAGAAGGCACAGAAGGAACAAAUGAAAGAAAUAUUGGGAGAAACCCCUGCUGGGGGAUAUUUUGUGCCUUGUUUCAGAAGAAGACAGGGUAAGAGUGGCUUUCCUGAGUCGGUUGCACCAGUCAGCUGGCUGAAAGGUGAAGAGAGCGGGACAACAAAGAGGAGGGGCAGAGCAGGGGAGAGCAAUGUUAAUUGUUGUGGCACAGAUAUCAGUAAAAAAGAUUGAAAUGAUCUGCCCUUCCUUCUCAUAUACCCAGGCUCUUGAGCUUAAUUUCAGUAAUUUAAAUUUUAUUUCAGUAUUUAGUGUGUGCUAAAUGUUCAUCUGUAUACCAACUCUUUUCAGGUAAAGCUGAUGACUUUUUCCCAUUUUGUCAGUAAUAUUUAAAAGCAUGGCUGCUAGAGGUGCUUUAUUUCCCUGGCUGUGUGUAGUUAUCCAUAAAGGAUUCCUCUGCUGUGAUUGCUGUAUGCAGUGUCUUGCUCACAGGUGCAUGUUUUGAUUGUAUUGCUUUGCCAUUCAUUGUCUUCCAUGCUGGACAUCCUGCUGUCUUUGAAACCAGGGAGGGAUGGGUCUUCACUGCCACUGGUGGUGUUCUUUCCAGCUCUUCAGGCCCCAUAUGCAGUUUUGCUGGCACUCCUGCUCAGUCCUGUGCACACUCCAGGCUGCAGCACUCUGACAGCUGCAGCAGUGCUUGUGUCUCACCAAGCUAUGGGCCUUUCCAUGUCAGCCUUCUCUCCAAGAGCUCUGAUCUUGUGACCAAAC